CAGUCUGCGCGCGCACGCGUUUCGUGUUUGACGUGUGUGUUGUCAAAGGUUCAAAACGUUCGCGACACUCGCACCGAUUUCGUAACGUUCUGUGCUAGUGAAUUUCAAUAUUUACCUUUGUUAUUUAAUUAAAACAGACUUGUGAUGGAUAUAAACGAUCGAAAAGUAAAUUCGCGCACGCAUUCGAUCACAAUGAACCGUGAUUCCAAGUUUAUUUUGCGAAAAAUCAUAAUGGAUUUCUCGAUUCUCUUUUGCAUUGGCUUCCUCAUACUGGCUUUCUAUCUGUGGGGCACUCCAUACAAGCGGGGUUUCUUCUGCGAUGACGAGUCCCUCAAACAUCCAUACCGGGAGUCCACCGUGACCAACCUCAUGCUGUAUAUAGUUGGCUUAUGCCUUCCAAUUGUUACGAUGUGCCUUACGGAAUGGAUCCACCUCCGAGACCACAAGAGUGGCCGCCCGCGGGAACUCAUGGGAAGAGAGAUCCCCACAUGGGUGUGGGAGGCCUACAGAGUCGUCGGCGUGUUCCUGUUCGGCUGCGCCUGCCAGCAGCUCACCACCGACAUCGCCAAGUACACCAUCGGGAGGCUGCGGCCGCACUUCUUCGAUGUCUGCCGGCCUAACAUAAACUGCACCGCGCCCGAGAACAAGUGGCGGUACAUCGUUGACUUCGAAUGUCUUCGCACGGACGAGCCCAAACUCAUCAAGGAGAUGCGUCUGUCCUUCCCUAGCGGCCAUUCUUCCUUCUCCGCGUAUACUAUGCUGUAUUUCUCGUUGUACCUCCACAAGCGCUUCACCUGGCGUGGCUCCAAGCUGCUCCGUCACGCGAUUCAGUUCGUGCUGAUCAUGCUGGCAUGGUACACCGUCAUGACACGAGUGUCCGACUACAAGCACCACUGGAGCGACGUACUGGCCGGCUUUAGCAUCGGGCUGCUGGUUGCCGUGGUUGUCUUCACAUUCGUGUCAAACCUCCGCAAGACACCACGGAACCGGCAACCCGUCAGCCACCACGACGCGGAGCUGCAAACCAACGGCAACACCCGCUCGGCCUCCGGUUGGCGCGUUUGACAAUCCGACGACGAGUGACCGCAGGUCAUCUCCCACGAGUAUUGAACCGCAAGUGUAGCUUAAAUUCUCAGCUUGAUUACAACGCCAUCUGUGUUGAAUACUUGGUACUAGCUUGAUUGAACUGUUAAUUAUAACGCCAUCUGCGUUUGGUACUUGGAACUAAAGUAACUUUUAUUGUUUGCUUACAAACAAACGGAAAAACCUACUCUACGUCAAACUAAAGUGUUUGACAGUGAGCGCUUUGGCGUCAAAAGUGAACUUACAAGUGAACAACCGAUGAUUAUAUUCUUCGACGUCAGAAAAAAAGGCAGCUUGAUAUCAACGCCAUCUGUGUUUGAUAAUCGAAACUACGACGCAACGUAGUCAACCUGAAAGAGAACCAGAACUGUUAUGACUUAUGAAUAUAGAUUACGAUAUAUAUGAUUUUAGAUUCUAUUGUACUGCGAGGUAGCUAAAAUGCUUUUUUACGGCUUAUUGUAUGUAAAUUCAUCCUAGAUUCAAUGUUAGAUCUAAGCGGUAGAUGGCAGUGCAAAAAAAUCAUAAGUAUGUAGACCUCAUUAAACAUAAUUUAAAUAGAGAGUGGAUAGUACUACAAUAGUAAAAAUUAUAUUCAAAAACCUAUAAUUUAUUGGUUUUAUGAACUAUUUAGUUCGUCAUCUAAAUGACCGGUUAUUUUGUACCAUGAUAGAUAUUUCUGCUCUUUAUGUAUGGAUUAUUUAUUUAUGUCUCGUAGAGACUUUCUAAAAGUUAGUUUUUCUUCGAAAUAAUAUCGACUUCCUUAGUUUUAAUAAAGGUCUAAGUGCCCUUUUGACUUUUUCGAUUUAAAAAUUAUUAUUUUAAGUAAUGAGUCUCUAAAAGUUAUUAGUCAAGUAAAUUCAUUGAUUUAAUUAUGUAGAAAGUGCAUAGUAAAGUUUGGUAUAGCUGCUUUAGAAAAAAAUACAGUACAAUUAUAAAUGUUAUUUUAUAAGAUGACUUGAUUUAGUUUUAAUGUGAUUUCUGAAGUUGGAAUUAAAUUAAAAACUGUUUUUUUCUUUAACCAGCUAUAAAAAUCGCCUUAUAAUUAUUUAAGAAUAUUUUACUACUUAAAGUUUUCGUGCAAUGUGUUAUUUAUAUAUAUACACUAUUUAUUCCUAUACAAGCUUUCAUUUAGAGUUUGUGUAAAUAAUUUAAAGUACAAUUUAUUAGUUUUAAUUUUAGCAUAGUGUGUAAAUAAAUUAUUUCAUUCGGUACGAAUUUUAACGCAUUUUAUAUUAAUGCAUUUAUUUGUUUAAAAAAUAAAACAUGCACAGCUCAUUUAUUUACUUUACCAUAGAUAAAUGUAUUAUAACAGACGCACGACUGAAGCAACAUGUCUAAGGAGUGUUGUACUUAUUCAAACUAGAUGGCGCUGCAUAGCAUUUUGCAAUUGACAAACAAGAUUUAUAAAGAAUUAGCGUUUACCAAUUUAUCACAUUAACUGCCCGCGCGAGCUGCGCGCUACGAGUGUAGCUGAUAGCAUGUUUUUUUCCCGUUUAUAGCGAAAAGCGCGUAGGCACGAAUUCGUAGGAAUAGAGAACCUGCCUAGCGGGUCAUUGUUAGUCAAUGUGUUAAACACAAAACUCAUACCGCAAUGCAGCGCCAUCUAGCUUUCAAUACCAUUACAUGCGUCUAAUAUAGUUAUUUGUUUACGAAUAUAUAAUUGUAGAAUAAGAUACCUCUGGUCUAGAAGACUCGGGGCAUGUAUUGGAUACUGUGAUAUAGAGAUGUAACAAUAUAGCAGACUGGUGAGCAGUGUAACGCUUUUUAAUGUGGGAAAAAUAGUAAAUAUGUACGUAGUUUCUUUAUUGUAUUGAAAAGUUCUUUCUCUGUUACCUAUAUACGAUGGGAAAACAAUUUUUUUCGAAUUUUAUACUUAAUUCUACUCUUUUUUCAUAUUGUCCCAAUUUAUUAUUUAUAUUUACUAACUUUAUUUAUUUCCAGCUUCACUCGCUAUGAUUUGUUUUUUAGAAAUUUUUUAAUCUUAAUAUCGGAAUCAGGAGUUUUCCAUAUUUUUCUCAUCGUACAAGCCCACACUGUUUGUUAACUGAUAUUUCGUAAACCUUAUUACAGAAGGCAUAAGGUCCACCGAUGGGCAGUUAAGAGUUUUGCUGUUUGUACCACUUAGGGCCACUUGCACCAUUCCCUAACCUGGGGUUAACCGGUUAAACUUAGAAUUACCAUGGUUACCAGUGCAAUUUGACACUGGGUUAAAGGCUUAAUCGGUUAACCUUGGGUUAGUGGAAUGGUGCAAGCGGGCCUCCGUUGUCAGUAUAAUAAUAGCAGUGAAAAAGUUACGAUUCCCACCCAUAUUACCCUAACGUAAUGGUUAUAUACUGAAUGCACUAGUUAGAAAGAGACAAACUGAUCAUUUCAGAUAAAUUAGUUCAAAAUUGUGACUUUUGUAACGGUGGACGUAAAAACGCCAUUGUGGCCUUAAACAUAAUAAAAAUUUAAAUCUAUAUUUAGAUUAGUUUCGCUUUGUACAUAUCUUGUUAGUUAAGUUUUGGUUAAUUUUAUUUUACAUUAGGAUGAAUUAUUUAUGUAGGUGUUAAAUAAUUUAAAUAUAUUGGUCGUUGAUA
This is a messenger RNA of Cydia fagiglandana, 3662 nucleotides long. Its product is annotated as putative phosphatidate phosphatase. Lineage: Eukaryota; Metazoa; Arthropoda; Insecta; Lepidoptera; Tortricidae. The transcript has 6 exons. Gene Ontology annotation, biological process: signal transduction; phospholipid metabolic process; phospholipid dephosphorylation. Gene Ontology annotation, cellular component: plasma membrane. Gene Ontology annotation, molecular function: phosphatidate phosphatase activity. Bases 145 to 1065 code for a protein of 306 amino acids. The record is from RefSeq and is a predicted model, not a curated record.